GUCAGAUGGAGACAGUCUGCUAUUGGCAUGCACUGAAGUGAAAUGGGUUUUUAAUAGAAAGGACUCUCCACCCUUUAAAGCAUCUUGUGCUCUUUUUAGUGUUUGUCACUCUAGAUGGAGAGCCAGAGGAGGGAGGGUCAGUGGGAGACCAAGGGAGCGAUCGUGAUAGAAGAAGCUUGGCGGAUGAAAUGAGAGGAAGAAGGUUGCAGUCUAGUUGUGCUGGAAGAUCAUAUUCUGUUUUUUCUUUUUUUUUUUUUCCUUUCCUUUCCAUGCAAGCAGUUUCUUUCCUGUUGUAACUGUGACAGUGAGCCAGGUUGAGAGAGCUUCUCUUUCUUCUCAGCCUGCAGGAUCUCCCUUUUCAGAUAAUGAUCAGUGUUGAGACACUUUCGUUGGAUCUCUUCAAUAAUUUCCACCUAUUUGAGGAAAAGUGAAAAGGAGAUUUAAUGAAUCAAUAUUCGCUAGCCGAUGCCAUGACUGACAAGGGAAACUUAACAGUUCCAAAGCUGUCAGAGUCUAAUAUGGGGUUUGGUGUGCUGGGAGUGUUUCUGGGGCUGCUCCUGGAGGUCUCCACCCAUGGACCCCAUGCCGUGCCACGAACUUCCUGGAAGCAGCAGGAUUUAGAUCUGAUGGAGUUUUCAGAGCCGGGCAUCUUCAACUACUCGACGCUACUGCUUAAUGAGGAAAGAGAUGCGCUGUAUGUGGGAGCGAGGGAGGCCAUCUUUGAGCUCAGUAAGAAGAAUGUGACCAUCAGAAACAAGAAGGUUCUGUGGAGGGUUUCAGAGCAACCCAUGGCAAUGUGCACGCUCAAAGGGAAAUCAAAAGAGAGAGACUGUCUAAACUACAUUCGGGUGCUCCAAGUUGUAGACGAUGAGCGGCUUUAUGUCUGUGGCACACAUGCUUUUCAACCUCAGUGUGAUUACUUGAAUCUUGGUGAGUUUUCUUUGGAGGGUCAGCCUGAAGAUGGCAGAGGGAAGUGCUCCUUUGACCCCUCACAAAGCUUUACCACUGUAAUGGUCGAUGGGGAGCUGUACUCUGGGACAGCUUAUAAUUUCUUAGGAAGUGAACCAAUUAUUUCCAGAUACUCCCCACCCCACUCUCUGCUGAGGACUGAGUACUCCACAUCAUGGCUCAAUGAACCCAGUUUUGUCUUUGCUGAUGUGAUCAGAGAAGGGAAAAACAAAGCAGAUGGUGAGGAUGACAAAAUCUACUACUUCUUCACUGAGGUGUCAGUAGAAUAUGAAUUCUUUGGCAAGCUGCUCAUCCCCCGUGUGGCUCGCGUCUGUAAGGGGGAUCUUGGGGGGCAGCGCACUCUGCAGAAAAAAUGGACAUCCUUUCUGAAAGCCAAGCUGGUGUGCUCUAUGCCUGAGCUCAGUUUCGUUUUCAAUGUGGUGCAUGACGUUUUCAUCCUGAAGGGGAGCGACUGGAGCGACACGGUCUUCUAUGGCGUCUUCACCUCUCAGUGGGGAAAUGUGGGUUUGUCCGCUGUGUGCGCCUACCACAUGACCACGGUGGAAGAAGUCUUUUCUAAGGGAAAGUAUAUGCAGAAAGCCACAGUGGAGCAAUCUCACACAAAGUGGGUACGAUACAAUGGCAUCACACCUUCUCCACGUCCUGGAGCAUGCAUUAACAACCUGAUGCGACAGCAGAACAUCAGUAGCUCACUCCACUUGCCGGACAAAACCCUUCAGUUUGUUAAGGACCACCCCCUGCUGGAGGAUCCCGUCCUGCCCAUCGGCAACAGGCCUCGCCUCAUUACCAAAGAUGUCAAUUACACUCAAAUUGUUGUGGAGAGGGUGCAAGCGCUUGACAAGAACAUUUAUGAUGUUAUCUUCACUGGGACAGAUAAAGGUGUUCUGCACAAGUCGGUACUGUUUGAAGGAGAGGUUCAUAUUGUGGAGGAAAUUCAGCUUCUGAGGAACUCUGAACCCAUCAAAAAUCUGCUUCUUUCCCCAGAGACACAAUCCCUGUAUGCUGGUUCAGACUCUGGUGUCGUCCAGUCACCAACAGCUUUCUGCAGUAAGUAUUCAUCCUGUGAUGACUGCAUCCUGGCACGAGACCCCUACUGUGCAUGGGACCCUAAAGAUGCCGCUUGUGUCAAUAUCCUUAAUUCUUCCAGCCAGCAGUUCAGGAGGCUAAUCCAGAGUCUGAAUGGGGAUGCAGAUCGGUGUCCUUCAGUGUCAGCUGUGUCUCAGAAGGACUACCAGCGUGUGACUGUGAGACUGGGGAGCUCUGCUGAUCUGCCGUGCCUAAUAAACUCCAACCUGGCCCACGUGAUGUGGAAAUCUAAUGGCUCACUUCUCACUGAGGCCUCUCGCUUCCACUUCAUAGCUGAAAAUGGGCUCCUCAUUUACAGCGUGGCUCCCGAGGAUCAAGGUUACUAUGAAUGCUGGUCUGUGGAAUGGGCCCCUGCUGCUGGAAAGAACUUUAGCCGCCUCCUAGCUGGAUACAUCCUGAGUCUGGAUCUUCCACCCAGGCCCCCACCUCAGGCAAGCCCUGUGGCCACCACACUCGGCAACCAGGAGACAAGUGGCACGCAUGCAGUUGAAGGUAAUCUUAAGACAGACAGAGUCCUACUAACUUCGGCCAGCUUCACAGCUGCAGUCGUCCUCACCUCCCCACCCCAAACUGACCUAUCACUAACCCCGCCUCCCAGCAGCACAAUCAAGUUCCAGCCAAAGCAGUACCUUCCCCCAAACUCCGUUGUUCCCCAUCCAGACAGCCAGGACCCUUCAGCUGAAUAUCUGCAGCACAACAAUAGUAUGGCCCUCCUCUUCCUCUUUCUACUGUUUUUCCUCCUCUUUUUGGCUGCAAUGGUGUACAACUGUCACAUGCAGUACCUUCCAGCUCCCUGCCUGAGACUGCGAGCUGCUCUGCUGGGCAGCCACAAGAGCGCCCAUCAACCUGAGUACAGAGCCUGCGAAGCGGGUUUGAUGGAAGCAUCUGCCAUGGACAAAAUCAACAUGACUGAACAGCCGAUGCAGAACGGAAGUCAAACCACACAAAACCUGCGGGCGCUCCGUGACACUGGGUACGAGACUGAGCCAGAGUGCGGCAACGGCCAAGUGCCCUCUCAUAGCUUUGGAGGCGACAGCCCAUCACAGGAGAAACCUUUUGAUGUGGACUGUGACUCUCAGUCCAUCCAGUUUGCAGAUGCAGAUGAACCUUGUUGUUAGCUAUAAACUGUUUUCUGUGCUGAAGCUGUAGGUCACACUCUGGCUGCAUCUGCACAGCUCACAUCUGUAUGAAAGUUUGUCCAGUGUAUAGCAUCAAGCUCAAUUUAAUCAUCAUGAGGCUUAAGUUGAGCAUCCUGCUUAGCUGUGAAGCUUUAACUCCUGCAGUCUGAUUUAAGGUGAUGAUUCUCAUACUUUCAGCUUAGUCCAGCAAGAAAAGCUAUUUCUUACAUUCCAAAUUGGAAACAUUGUUUACCAAAUUGGUAAGUUACUCUGAUGUUUUCCAAAUUGGACUGAUAUUUCUGUAUAGCCUGAGUGACAAUUAAUCUCUUGAAGUGUUUGCAUCUUUUUUGUUUUGCUAUCUAAUUGGCUGUAAAAGCUUCAGCAUUAUAGUGAUUUCUCAGGGAAGAGUUGCUGUUUGUUAUAGCUUUGCUUUGUCGUACAGUGUUGUCAUCUACAGCCAAAUGGUGUGUGAUGUGGCAUAAUUUGAAGAUCAGGAGAGAGGAAUAGAAGUGGACAUGUGACAGAUGGAUAAUUUGAAGAUCAGGAGAGAGGAAUAGAAGUGGACAUGUGACAGAUGGCUGGAUUUAAAUACUGGAAUGUAUCAAACCACUGACUUGUGAGAAGUAGCACUGCUGCACUCUUGUUUGUUUUUUAAUUUUUAUUCCUACCUGUGAAGGCGACAUUCCUGAUGAAUCCUGUGUGUUAACCUUUAUUAAAUAAUCUGUUUAUUAAAUAGAAAUGUACAGUUUGACCUGAAGCUUGAUAAUAGAGCCCUGGAAAAAUCUGAAGUUUUUCUUUUGUUAUUGUUUUUAUUAAACUUUGAGUUUUCUAACAUUUUCAUUUCAUUAUUUAAGGUGACAGAUCUGUGGUAAUGUCAUUUUGUCUAUUCCAUAAGUAGUAGUGAAUUUUCCUCUUUUUUUAUUUAUUGCACCAGCUCGGAUUUUUAGAUCAUUAGUUUUCUUUGCAUGUCACACACUUGUUUAGAUUAUUCUCAACCCUUUUUUUCCCCCAUCACCCCUUCUCACAGCUGCCUCUCCUAUCGACACUUCAUCCUUCCCGUUCUCCUCUGGAAGUAGCUCUCGCUCUCGCUCUGCCCUCCCAUCCUCCUCUUCUUCCUCUUCUUCUUCUACCCAGCCCCACAAUGUGGGGACUCGAGAGGCAGAGGUGA
Messenger RNA from Melanotaenia boesemani (Boeseman's rainbowfish), 4341 nucleotides. RefSeq names its product sema domain, immunoglobulin domain (Ig), transmembrane domain (TM) and short cytoplasmic domain, (semaphorin) 4D (gene sema4d). The transcript is spliced from 16 exons. Bases 444 to 3173 code for a protein of 909 amino acids. Gene Ontology annotation, biological process: negative regulation of transcription by RNA polymerase II; negative chemotaxis; semaphorin-plexin signaling pathway. NCBI's taxonomy places the organism in Eukaryota, Metazoa, Chordata, Actinopteri, Atheriniformes, Melanotaeniidae. The record is from RefSeq and is a predicted model, not a curated record. Gene Ontology annotation, molecular function: semaphorin receptor binding; chemorepellent activity.